Chaetura pelagica (chimney swift) is the source of this 1053-nucleotide messenger RNA. It is a transcript of the gene UST, whose product is annotated as uronyl-2-sulfotransferase. NCBI's taxonomy places the organism in Eukaryota, Metazoa, Chordata, Aves, Apodiformes, Apodidae. The transcript has 7 exons. Gene Ontology annotation, cellular component: membrane. Gene Ontology annotation, molecular function: sulfotransferase activity. The record is from RefSeq and is a predicted model, not a curated record. Bases 1 to 1053 code for a protein of 350 amino acids.
AUGCCUCUCACCGAAAGAACAGCUCAUGGAUAUUGUCCAGGAACAAAAAGUCCAAUGUACUUCAAGACAGUGGAUGGCUACUUGCUUGUUCUGGUUUCCCAGGAGGAGAGCCUGGUGCAAGAGGUACUCCCUUUCCCCAGCCAGGUGGUCUACAACAGAGUUGGAAAGUGUGGGAGUCGAACUGUGGUUUUGCUUUUGAGAAUUUUGUCAGAGAAACAUGGAUUCAAUCUGGUUACAUCUGACAUCCAUAACAAAACAAGACUGACGAAAAAUGAACAGAUGGAAUUGAUUAAAAACAUAAGCACUGCUGAGCAGCCCUAUUUAUUCACUAGACACGUUCAUUUCCUCAACUUCUCAAGGUUUGGAGGUGACCAGCCCGUGUACAUCAAUAUUAUUAGAGAUCCUGUCAAUCGAUUUUUAUCCAAUUAUUUUUUUCGACGUUUCGGAGACUGGAGAGGAGAACAGAAUCACAUGAUCCGUACCCCAAGCAUGAGGCAAGAAGAAAGAUAUCUGGACAUUAAUGUAUGUAUCCUUGAAAACUACCCUGAAUGUUCAAAUCCCAGGUUAUUUUACAUCAUACCAUAUUUCUGUGGACAGCAUCCAAGAUGCAGGGAGCCUGGUGAAUGGGCCCUUGAAAGAGCAAAGCUGAAUGUUAAUGAAAAUUUUCUGCUUGUGGGCAUUCUGGAGGAGCUGGAGGAUGUGCUGCUUUUAUUAGAAAGAUUUUUACCUCAUUAUUUCAAGGAUGUGCUUAGCAUCUACAAAAAUCCAGAACAUAGGAAACUUGGCAAUCUAACUGUGACAGUGAAAAAGACCGUCCCAUCUCCAGAAGCAGUACAGAUCCUCUACCAACGCAUGAGAUAUGAAUAUGAGUUUUAUUACUAUGUCAAGGAACAGUUCCACCUGCUGAAGCGCAAAUUUGGAUUGAAGUCUCAUAUCAGGAAACCACGUCCCAGACCGGAGUUCUUCAUUCCUUCACCCCUGGAAACAGAGGAACCGAUCGAUGAUGAGGAGCAAGAUGAUGAGAAGUGGCUAGAGGAUAUCUAUAAAAGGUGA